Messenger RNA from Oreochromis aureus, 3386 nucleotides. RefSeq lists its product as uncharacterized. NCBI's taxonomy places the organism in Eukaryota, Metazoa, Chordata, Actinopteri, Cichliformes, Cichlidae. Gene Ontology annotation, molecular function: semaphorin receptor binding; chemorepellent activity. Gene Ontology annotation, biological process: negative regulation of axon extension involved in axon guidance; negative chemotaxis; positive regulation of cell migration. The coding region runs from base 158 to 2080 and encodes 640 amino acids. The transcript is spliced from 14 exons. The record is from RefSeq and is a predicted model, not a curated record.
CAAGACAGGACCGGAACCAGCAGUCGUUCUCGCGGCUCUGGGACGUGGCAUAUCUGGGGGGUCAGGCGGCUGCAAGGAAGAAGAAGGGUUUGAGGGAGCGCUUCGUACGGUUUAGUUAAUUUUAUAAUCGACUUCACGCUACAGAGUGACGGGAAAGAUGAAUUAUUUCGUACUGCUGUCGCUUUUCGCCACGGUUAUCGUCGGAAAGUCACCUCGGCUGAAAUUUGUUCUGCGCGAGCCCUCCAGGUUCCAUUUCAACAGACCAGAGAACUAUAUCAGCAUGUACCACCAGGAAGGGAGUGACACCCUUUACGUAGGCGGCAAGGCAAUGAUCUACAUGUUGACGUUCACAGACAGAGGGGUUCGCGACCUGCAGAUCCCAGCGGUAUCGGAUCAGACUGCAAUUGAUACCUGCAAGGCAGAGGCUGCGCCACUCGAGCUGGAGUGUGAUAAUUUCAUCACGGUCAUUCAGAAAGUAAAUGACACAUUCAUAGUAUGUGGGACAAAUGCUGGAAACCCCAGGUGCUGGAUGCUGGUUAAUGACACAGUGCUGACUGAUGUACAGGGUGCUGGGCAGAUAUCUUCAGCCUCUCACAUAUCACCGCAAUUCCCUUCCCAUAGGGCCAUCAGCUUGCCUGCAGAUGGGAGUCUGUAUUCUGCUAUGUCGUCGGUAGAAGGUCAUUCCGGCUCGAUACGGCGUACGUUUGGCUCCCAGAAACUCCUGAAGUCAGAGAACGUUUGGCUGUUAAAUCCACAGUUUGCUGGAGCAUCUAUAAUCCCCUCUUCAGAAAAAUACAAGGAGGAAAUCUACUUUUUCUUCAGUGAAUUCAACAAGACAGCCAGAGUGGACGAGGAGCCAUACAGGGCUCGCAUAGGCCGAAUAUGCAUGGUUGAUGAAGGGGGUGUCAAAACCCUGAUGGCAGACUCUUGGACCACCUUCUUGAAGGCACGGGUGAUGUGCGGUGCAGGAAACACUCAGCAACAGUACAACAACUUGAAGCAGGCAGUGGUGCUGACUGCUCAGGAUAAAAGGGCUGGGGUUCUGUAUGGCCUCUUUUCCAAUGCAUGGGGCAGAACAGUGAUCUGUGCCUACUCCAUUGAAGAUAUUGACCAGGCCUUCUCCACAUCUAAACUGAAGGGCUACAGUGGUCAACUCACUGGCACACGCCCUGGGACUUGUCUCCGCAAAACCCCCGGAGCAGCGGAGAAUCAAAACAAUGUGAAAACUCUUGGGGUGAUGAGAUACCACCCAGAAAUUGAGGAUGUGAUCCGGCCUGUUGGUGUGGCUCCACUUGACCUGCCCUCAGAUGACCAAAUCACACAUACAGUGGCGGACAUCGUACGGGCAGUCAACGAUGAACACUACAGCGUUCUUUACCUUGGAACAGAACAAGGCAAAAUUCUCAAAGUUCUUCAUACCAAUGAGGAUGUCUUCAUCAUAUCUCAAUACUCUCUGUUUCACAAUGAGGGUCCUGUUCUAAACAUGGCUAUUGAUUCCCAAAAGGGACACCUGUAUGUUGCUACAGCGAUGGAGGUCCAGCGACUGCCUCUGGCUGACUGCGGUCGCUAUGGUGACACAUGCAGAGAGUGCAUCCUUUCCCGGGAUCCAUACUGUGGCUGGGACAAGUCCAGGAGGAAGUGCAUUGCCAUCCCACCCGCGUACAAUUCCUCAACUGGGGGAAUCAUUCAGAAUUUGGACCAUUCAAACUCCUCAGUUUGCGGGGAAGCUGCUGCUCUGAAGCUGCGUCGAACUUCCCCUAGAGAAGUAUUCGUGCAGUCUAACACAUCAGUCUUUCUCCCUUGCCCUGUGCACUCCUUCCAUGCCACUUAUCGAUGGGAAAAGGACAACUGCAUUAAGAACUACCCCUGCAUUUUUUCUGGAGACUUCUGUGUCCUGGGGCCAGUUGUUGACACACCCCUAAAGGAAGGUGUCUUUCGCUGCAUGGCCACCGAAGACGGAUUCAAGGUGGAGGUUAUUUCCUUCAGGCUGGUAAACGAUGGGAGGCUUCUGGCUGCCUCCCUCGCCUUCACCUUGGGGCCAUCACUCCUGCUCGCCGUGGCUACCCUGUGGCUUCAUUAACUGCAGCUAAAACUAAUGCUAACUCCUCAUCCUUACUGGCUCCCAAUGACAGGAAAGAAAAGGAGCCAUUGCUCAGAGAUGAGGUUCGCAGAGCAUUCAAGUGCACAGUUGCGUUGUACAGCGGCAAUUUGCCUUUUUCUAUUUCGGUUUUUAGAGAGGGUCCAGAAAAUAUCAGUGAAUAAGGGGUUUAUUCUAUAUUUUUUAGAAUAAAACAAAAUAGCCGCAGCUUUAGCUGUCUUAAUCAGAUCAAAAAUAGAAGACGGAUACAAGGCCAUUUAAACUAAAGUGAUUAGGAGUUAGUGUCCAUGAACUCACAUGUUUUGCAAGUUCAAACAUAAUUCAACCAUAAAGUGCUUUGCGAACCUUUCCUCUCUGACAAAAAAAGAUAAACAUAUCUUAUAAGUUUGGCAAAAAACACCAAUACCAGGCCACUUCUUUCUACCAUUUAUCUACUUAUUUUGAAAUUGAUUGAUUGUGCUUAUUUGUGAAUGUGUAAACCUUUAAUACUGCUCUUGCAUCUAAUCAUUCAUCUUGUUAUACUUGUAAUGAGCUAUACAUUAAUAUAGCUCAUUAGUACUUAGAAAAAUGUCUGGUAUUGAGAUUUCAAAAGCCUUAACACUUCUGGGACAUAAACUCCUAAGCACAAUUUUGCAGUUGAGGCAGAAUACUGCAGACUCAGUUGGACUUGGCGCUAUAAUUAGUGCAGCUGAGUCUAACAGCAUUGCUGGGAGGAAGUGUCAGCUUUUUGACAGGAAGUAGGCGGGUGAGCACGAGCUCACCCUCGAACAUCACUGUGUCUCUGCACCUCCUCUUCUGACAAAGCAGUUUCUUGCAUCUUUUUAGAAGAUUUUAUCAGACAUUAUUACGCCUUGUUCACAGCUUUGUCCAUUUUUUGGUUUGUUUUCUUUUGAUGCCCUAAACAUCAGAAUGUGAGAAGUAUCACAACAUUGUUUAUAGCAUACAAAGGUUACUUUGUGAGAACUGCAAAGCAAACUGCAAUUUACAAGCUUUUAACUGAAAAAUCUUAAAUAUAAGAAUUCAGUAAAGAUAUUAAUCUCUGCAAAGCUGCAUAAAUAACUAAAAGCUGUGUGAAAGUUAUGUUAACAAUCAUCAUUGAGCUUGUUUUGGGUAUGCUGUCUGGAGGUCAUUAGUCUCCUGUGUCCAUUAGGUUUUUGGGAAGAGAGCUAUUUCUUCUAAAAUCAAGCUAAUGUGCUGCAAAUUAAAUACAACAUCUUCCAGCCUGGCAAUGUGUAAAGAUGUGAACAAGGUGUUACAGUAUUGCAACUUUAAGAAUAACAUACUUACA